AUUCAUAACUUCUAGACGGUCUAGUAAUGUCAGCGCCUCGGGUUAUAAACUACCAUCUAAACCCUAGUGCUUAAAGUUUAUACUAUAGAGUAACUUAAACAACGUAUUAAAAGGCACAUCUUUAUUCAGUGCAUAUAGUAACAACGUAAGAAAUUAUACCACUUGUAAAUGUUCCCCAAAACAACUAUUAUCUGCUCAGUAUUGCUUUCUCUGGCAAAUGCAAAUAAUACAGAAAUUGUAGCUCAGACUAGCGACUCCUAUAAUCCACAUAAAAGAGAAUACCUCGCAGAUGGCGCUUCAACAGACUUGUCCUAUCUGCAAUACGUCAAUACACAUCCUGCUGGGCAGUCGUACGAGGGUGAAUCGAGCCAGGCUCAGGCUCCCAGUCAAAGAGUUGAACCAAAACAUUACAGAGAGUACCUCCCUGGCGCAAACAUUGAUGACAUCGCCUAUCUACAAUACGUCAAUACACAUCCUGCUGGACAGUCUUACGAAAGCGACUCGAGCCUUGCUCAGGCUCCCAGUCAAAGAAUUGAACCAAAACAUUACAGAGAGUACCUCCCUGGCGCAAACAUUGAUGAUAUCGCCUAUCUACAAUACGUCAAUACACAUCCAGAAAAAUCUUCCUAUGAUAGUUCUUCAUCUAGCCAGUACCUGGUAUCCGAGCAAAACAAUGGACCAAAAUUGAAUGUCAAUCAGCUAGACAGUCUUAACCCUAAUCAAAACCAAUACCUUACAAAGAGCAACUAUCCUGAUUCAACUACCCAACAAUAUACUAACAGUUAUCAGGACGAAACUAAUUCACGUUAUUAUACCCCCCUUUCUAUUAAUAAUGACCCCACCAUCAGUACUUAUCAAUCUCAAGAAAGCUAUAACACUGCAAACUAUAUGCCUAACCCUAUUCAUAGAAAUAAUCCGCCCAAGGGUCAUUAUAAAGGUCAAAACUAUUUCUAUGGUCAGAAUAACGUCGCUCAAGUAAACCCUAAUGCAGGAAUUAACAACUUAAAUGAACCCAACUAUGAGAAUAGGAACAAUUAUCAAGAGCAGAAUACUUACCCGAAUCAGAAUAGCCACCCAACCCAGAGAAACCACCAACGCCAGAAUGCCUAUCAGAAGCAUGUCAACUCUGCUAAUGGUAACAAUUAUCGAAGUCACAAUAACAGCCCAAGGCAGAGAAAUUUCCCAAUACAAAAUUACUUUAUAGGCAACACUCCAAACCAAAGUAAUGUCCCAAACAAUUAUCCGAGCCAGAACAAGUACGGUGGUCAAAGCAUCUAUCCAAGUCAGAACACUCCGAAAACUUCUCUGUCUGCAUUCAAUUAUCCUACCAACAGCAAUAUUCCAAGCCAGACAAGUUACUCAGGCCAGAACAAUUAUGCUAGUCAACACAACCAAAGCCCUGGACCUUAUUAAACUAUCGACACAACGAUGUAUCUAGCAGAGGGAACAACGAUGACAACCAGAAUCCAAAAAGAUUUGAUAUUAAAAACAAGUUUGAAUAAAGGAAACGAAAAAAAAAAAAAGAAAAGAAAAAAAAAAGAGAAAAAAAAAAAAGACUUAGUAAU
Molecule: messenger RNA, 1565 nt
Organism: Biomphalaria glabrata
Lineage: Eukaryota; Metazoa; Mollusca; Gastropoda; Planorbidae
Exons: 3
Coding region: 169-1413 (414 amino acids)
Source: RefSeq, a predicted model, not a curated record